Messenger RNA from Uncinocarpus reesii 1704, 1191 nucleotides. RefSeq lists its product as uncharacterized. The transcript is spliced from 3 exons. Bases 1 to 1191 code for a protein of 396 amino acids. The record is from RefSeq and is a predicted model, not a curated record. NCBI's taxonomy places the organism in Eukaryota, Fungi, Ascomycota, Eurotiomycetes, Onygenales, Onygenaceae.
AUGGAUGCCAUCUUCGACUGGUAUCAAUUCCACGCCACGGGCCAUGAGAUCUCUACCGAACAGCCGUCUUGGAAGCGACCUGCAUCUCCCCAAACGUCCCCAAACACUGAAAAAAGAAAACAGCUAAACAUAGAACAAGCUUGGCCCAGAGAUGCACAUCUGGCUGUGAAAUACGGACAAGCAACGCUUCCUGACGCUCUCUCCAGCCAAUGCCUGCGUGAUCCCGGCCUGCGCAAGCGGGAGCCAAGCACCCGCGAGGCGCCAAAGGCGACAGCGAGAGGGAGAAGUGGAAGAGUCUUAAUGGUGGCCAGCCCUCUACGGUUUUUACCGCCGUCGUCCGUAGGACAUCCCUCGACUUCGAUUGUGAAGAAGCUCCCACAUUGUCGCUCAUUGGAAUGCUUGCUGGCAGCAAAAGACUCGCGUAUCGAGUUCCUUACCGAGCGCUGUCAUGUUUCCAAACCCGAUCUCAUCGUUAUCGAUCGUUUCACACCCCUGAAUUCCGUCUCCCGCUUCGGUUGCAUCCGCGAUCUCGUUUUCAAGCUUGGUGGUUUCAAUCCUUGCCUCCAUCUAGCCAACAUCGUCCAAACUCCCCAGCAGGGCAUUUGUCAGAUUCCAAAGCGAUCUGUCCCGGCCCUUGCAUCUAGACCUCUCUUUUGCCAGACACAGUGUCAUUCUUUUGCUGACUGUGAGCCCAGGGGACUACACAAUUCCCAGUCUGCGCAAACCACAAGAUCCAACUGCGGCGUGCUUGUGGGUUCAUCCUGCGAAGAGUAUCAACUGCUGUGGAAGCCCGAGUGGUCAAUCUUUCUUGAGAACCGGAAACUGCCAGCUUGCAGCGGGUUGGGUCUCGACCAUUGUCCCCUUUCAACCAUCGUUUCUGGAGAGUUGUCUCUGCUUGACGGUGCGUCGUCCCGCAAGCUAUGGGGGCUGCAGCGCUAUUAUAUAGGCGGAAGCAGCAGGAUCCGAUAUUCCAGCAGCUCCAGCCUCCAGGCCCCAGCGGCGACCCGACGGUUGAUUCUCGGGCUUCGGGCUGGCACUGGCGGGCAUCAGGCGAUGCGGUCGCGGCAAGUUCCGAGGGCCCCGGGAGAAUUCGGAACCCGCCCGAUGAGUCAGCGCACACUCCCCAGCUGCCAACAUUUUCCCUCCCGAUCAGCAACGAACGCGCAACAUGAGCGACGGCCAAGCAGAUGA